CAGGAAUUAGCUGUUUACUAUAGAUAGUUAAAAAGUAGAAAAAUCAUACCAAGAUUUAAUAAAAUGUCAUAGUAAACUGUUACGUGAUCAGAUUAAAAUAUGUAUUCAAUUUUUAUAUUUGUCCUUUUUAUUCAUGGUUUUCAUGCGGAGUUGCAGGGUUAUUGUGGGGUUUAUCACGGCAAUAUCUGUAAAAAAUAUGUUGAAAAUACGAAAAGUGUGUGGUACAACAAUAGUGGUGGUUACGAAAAUGAAGUCAUAACUACAGGUUUAUGGGAAGAAUUAAUUGUUACGUUGGAGGAACCAUGCAGAUCUGCUGCCGAAAAACUAUUGUGUGUUUAUGCCUUUCCUGAAUGUAAUAUUGACAAACCACUCCCAUUGUGCCAUGAAGAUUGUGUAGCAGUUAAAGAGUUAUUUUGUUACAAAGAAUGGGCAUUACUAGAAGAUAAAAAAGCACAAGGAGUCUUCGUUAAGUCAAGGAAACAUUUUCGUCUGCCAGAUUGUAAUAUUUUACCACUUUUUUCAAAUAAAACCGUGGGAUGUUCCUAUGCUGGUUUAACCGAAAUGAAAGGAGAUGAAAUUACAUAUGAUUGUGUUAAAGGACGAGGCAGAUUUUAUCAGGGCAAAGUUAAUAUAACAAAAAAUGCGAUCCCUUGUCAAAGAUGGGAUGCCCAGUUCCCACAUACACACGAUUCGCCUCCAGAUAUAUUCCCCGAGUUAAAAAACUCUGAAAACUUCUGUCGCAAUGCUGGAGGUGAAGAAAAACGUCCCUGGUGUUUUACAACUAAUCCUGCGAUAAGAUGGCAGCACUGUGACAUUCCUCGCUGCUUAAACUCAACAAGCGAUGAUAUUGAAAACAAGAACAUCGCGAUGGACCAGUUUUUAUCUCCGGCUUUCUUGAUAAUCAUGUCAGGAGUCGGGUUGUUGGUGAUUGUGGUGUGUCUUCUACUCAUUUUGUUAUGUCAUCGUCUCCACAAACGUCAUCUAUUAGGAUAUAACGCCCCAGAAAUAGCAGAGAUCAAUAUAGAUUUAGAUAAACUACCGAGUAACGUAGCAUAUCAUCGCCAUGGUGCCACUUUAAACCCAAAGUUAGAAAAGCUAGAGUUUCCCAGAAAUGAUAUCAUAUACAUUAGAGACUUGGGGCAAGGGGCCUUUGGAAGCGUUUUUCAAGCUAAGGCCCCUGGUUUGAUUUCGGGAGAGGAAUUCACGGUGGUCGCUGUAAAGAUGCUCAAAGACGAUGCCUCAGAUGACAUGCAAGACGAUUUCGAAAAAGAGGCAUGUCUUUUAGCGGAAUUUGAUCACCCCAACAUUGUGAAAUUGCUGGGAGUCUGUGCAGUUGGAAGACCGAUGUGCCUUCUUUUCGAGUACAUGGGGAAAGGCGACUUGAAUGAGUUUUUGCGACAGUGCUCGCCAAGUAAUUACGUAGUGCGUAGCGUGAUCGACGGUGAAUUUACCAACAAGGAAAUAUACAAAGAUAACCAGCUUACUCAUCUGGACAAAAUUAACAUUGCCCUUCAAAUUGCAUCGGGGAUGGUAUACCUUUCCGACCGCAAAUUCGUACACCGUGACUUGGCAACUAGAAACUGUUUAAUAAGUGACGAUAUGGUGGUGAAAAUAGCAGACUUUGGACUGUCGCAGAAGAUAUACCUUCAAGAUUACUAUAAAGGUAGUGACAGGGAUGCCAUACCGGUGCGUUGGAUGCCCCUCGAAAGCAUCCUUUACAAUAAGUAUACACCCGAAUCCGACGUGUGGGCGUUCGGGGUGUGCUUAUGGGAAAUAUUCUCUUUUGCCCUGCAACCUUAUUAUGGAAUGACGCACGAGGAGGUUAUCAAGUAUUUGAAGGACGGUAACGUUUUGUCUAGUCCGGACAGUUGUCCAGCGCCCGUGUACGAACUUAUGAAGCAGUGCUGGGGUCAGAAACCCGUGGAUCGACCUAGUUUUCUGAUAAUUCAUCAAACGCUCACGGAUAUACGUGCUAAUAUGCUUUCAUUACCAAUGCACUAGACGUUUAUGCAAAUUUUGAGGGGAGAGUUUGAUUUGUGCCUUAGAAUAACAUCUAGAAUGUGGAAGUACAAAAAUUAUUAAGUUCACGCUAAUUAUAAUUGCAGCUAAUGUUAGAGGUAAUUGUGAUAUUGGAUGUUAUUCGUCACGGUAAUGUAUAUUUAGAACCGAGAUAUUGUUGGAAACAAUAUUUUUUAUAUAAGAGCUGAAGUGUUAUUCUAGGGCGCAUUUUUUUGCAAUUUUUAUAAUGUUUGUAUGUUUGUGUCUUGUGGCUCCUAUAUUAGGAGUGAAAUUUAUUGUGGGAAAGUUAUUUAUUGUAAGAAAUUAAAUGCUGAAGAAUGGACAUAGAGAUUGCAAGACUUAUUGUCAUAUUGAAAAUUUUUUACUGUUGUUUCUGUGGUUUCUCAUCUGUGAGAUAUAAAAGUCUAAUAUAAGUGUAACAAUUAUAGAAGUAAUCUAAUUUCUAACGAGAAGGGCUGCGAUUUAUUUCAUUAUUGAUUUAUACCUUGGUGUUCAUGUUAUCUUGGAUUAUUCAAUUGUUUAUAGUAGUACUUAACUCUAAUUAGUUAUAAGCAACAAAUUACUAGCUUUUUUCGUAUACGUAUACCCGAAAUUUGUUAAUAUGCUUUGUCAUUUGGUAAAUAGUGUGUUUAAUCAAAGGCAAUCGAUAUCUUUGUGAUUACAAGAUUUGCGAUGGCAGCAGCCGUAUACAAACAAAUCAUUCCGUAUCAUUUUUGCAAACAUGUAAAGUUACGAUUAACGAAGAUCAAUUUUCAAUUGAUUUUCGGUAUACACUGUUCAUUGUGCAACUAAGGUUCAUUUCACCAAUUGCCAAUGAAGUUUUACUAGUCGCAAUUCUAAAAUAUCGUUUGAGUUAGUGGAUAAGUUCAAUUUCCUUGCUUGGCCGCAUAAUAAAAUGCUCUAGAAGACUAUUAUGUCGGUUUUCCAAAGUCGAGCAUUGCAAAAGUUGCCUUAAAUGUUGUGCAAUGAACUAUUUAAGUCAAAUGUUUACAAUCGAACAUUCCAAAACUAAGGAAAUGCCUGUCGGGAAGUAAAGAAUCUCAAGUUCCUUUGCUCAAAAUAAGUCAUUUUCAGAAGCGGUACUGGUAAAUAUAAAAAAGUUAUUAAUCCAUAGUAUCAUUUUGUACUAAUCUAGACUAUGUUAAGAUCCUCAAUAUUUAUAUACAAUUCUAAUAAAAACUUUUUAUACAUUAUUUGUAUUUCGAGGCAUAUAUUAUUGUGUACCUUUUUUGUGAUUGUAUUAUUGUUUAUAUAUAAUUUACAUUUACACGAUUUUAUACCAAAAAUAAUUAUUAAGUAUUGGCUAAGUGUAGGUAGCUGUUAGUUGA
Messenger RNA from Anoplophora glabripennis (Asian longhorned beetle), 3347 nucleotides. It is a transcript of the gene Nrk, whose product is annotated as tyrosine-protein kinase transmembrane receptor Ror2. Gene Ontology annotation, biological process: protein phosphorylation; cell surface receptor protein tyrosine kinase signaling pathway; multicellular organism development. The transcript has a single exon. Gene Ontology annotation, molecular function: protein binding; ATP binding; transmembrane receptor protein tyrosine kinase activity. Gene Ontology annotation, cellular component: signaling receptor complex. Lineage: Eukaryota; Metazoa; Arthropoda; Insecta; Coleoptera; Cerambycidae. Bases 100 to 2001 code for a protein of 633 amino acids. The record is from RefSeq and is a predicted model, not a curated record.